This is a messenger RNA of Microdochium trichocladiopsis, 1580 nucleotides long. Its product is annotated as phosphotransferase family protein. The coding region runs from base 1 to 1536 and encodes 511 amino acids. The transcript has 3 exons. The record is from RefSeq and is a predicted model, not a curated record. NCBI's taxonomy places the organism in Eukaryota, Fungi, Ascomycota, Sordariomycetes, Xylariales, Microdochiaceae.
AUGCCGCCAAAGACGAGAGACUUUUUUGCGGAUCCCGACUACGUGCUGUGGGACCAAAACGAGGCCAAAAGUGAAGCAUGGAGGAAAUCCGUGCUGCAGAUGGACGUCUACCGCGGCAUAGUCGAGCUCAUCCGCAAGUAUCGUCCUGGGGAACCCGCCGAGCUGCAUCGGGCGGUGGUAGGUUCCUUCAACAUUGUCUUCCGCUUGGAGUACAAGGACGGCAAAUCGGCCGUGUUGCGCGUCCCAGCAAAGCACCGCUCCCAUUUCCCAGAGGAAAAGAUACGCUACGAAGUAGCUAUGAUGAAAUAUAUCCGCGCGCACACGACUAUCCCUGUUCCUGAAGUCUACGCAUUCGGCACUGCCGCUGAGAACCCUCUCGGAAUCGGCCCUUUCAUAGUUAUGGAAUACAUUGACCAUCACCGAUCGCUAGGUGACGCCCUAAGCGAUCCCAACGGCGAUCCAAAAAAGGGCCAGAUUCUGUACCCGGAUAUCAGCGAGAAGAAGCUCGAGUACCUAUACGAGCAGAUGGCCGCCGUCCUGCUUCAACUAUACAACCUUGAUUUCUCCAGAAUCGGAUCACUUGUUCUUGAUGAGAACAAGAACGGCAGGAUGCAAAAGGAUGUCGCAUCCGUGGCGGGACGGCCAUUGAUACUGAACAUCAAUGCUCAUGCGGACUGGACUUCAAUGCCGCGAAGCUUGCUGCCAUCCGGGACGUAUACGAACGCAGAGGCAUGGUACUCGGCUAUGGCUGAUAUGCAUAUGCUUCAACUCAUCUUCCAGCGUAAUGACGCCGUUGAAGACGAAGACGACGUAAGGGAUAAGUACGUGGCGCGACGACUUUUCGGGCGGCUUGUCUCUUCGGGCAGCAUAUCCGCCCUGUUCAAUCAGGUCGAGUCAUCUGAACUGCAGCGAUCCGCAGAAGGGAGCACGAGCAUCCAGAAGACGGGCACAGGGCCCCCCUUCAAGUUAUUCUCGGAGGAUCUGCGGCCCACCAACGUCCUCGUUAAUGAACAUGACAAGAUCGUGGCCGUAGUCGACUGGGAGUUCGCGUAUGCUGCUCCCGCCCAGUUCGCGCGUGAUCCGCCUUGGUGGCUGCUCUUGCGGCAACCACAAGACUGGGUUGGCGGUAUUGAGGCAUUCAUCAAUGCCUACGAGCCCCGACUUGGCACAUUCGUGGGAGUCUUGCGACGAUGCGAGGCCCGAUCAGGCACACUCCAUGCAUCUCAUCAUGGACAUGAGAAACCUCUAUCACAGCAUAUGCAAGAGAGCUGGGAUAAGAAGCUCUGGAUUCACAGCAUUUGUUUGCGCGAUACCUGGCUUUUCGACCACUUGUUCUGGAAAUAUGUCGAUCCGCUUUUCUAUGGAUCAAACGAGGACUGCGAUUAUAAGAAACGGUUGAUUCUUCUUACCGAGAAAGAGAAGGACGCAAUGGAGCGACUUGUCAAGAUGAAAAUGGAGGAGAAAGAGGAAGAGAAGGUGGUGGAGUGGGAGCCAGAACGCGCCAAGGCUUUGCUGGCCACGUUUGUGUGUGAUUGAGCAAAGUUAUCCGACACGACGCUACAUGGAAAAAGAAGAACUGC